Molecule: messenger RNA, 1163 nt
Organism: Arachis duranensis
Lineage: Eukaryota; Viridiplantae; Streptophyta; Magnoliopsida; Fabales; Fabaceae
Product: putative disease resistance RPP13-like protein 1
Exons: 1
Coding region: 1-612 (203 amino acids)
Source: RefSeq, a predicted model, not a curated record
AUGGCUGCAAAACUUGAGGGUCGAGCUUAUCUGUCUUCUUUUGUUGAUGCUGUUUCAAAGAAGCUGUCUUCAAUACUUGAAGAUGACUUUGUGCUCGAAAGAAAUGACUCUGAGCUUAAGUUGCUUGAAAGGUUGGAUGAUUGUCUGUGUGAUGUUGGACCUGUGCUUGAUGAUGCUGAGCUGAAGCAGUUCAGUGACGAGAGAGUGAAGAAGUGGCUUGUUGAUCUCCAAGAUGCUCUCUAUAUGGCUGAUGACUUUCUCGAUGAAUUCUCCACUAAAGCUGCCGCUGCUGCUCCAAGGGAUCCAGGUAAUUCUUAUGACUGGUCUCGCCCUGUUGAUGCAAUUAUUGAAGAUAGUGGUGUCAUUGUCAUUGAAAAUUUAGUUGGCAAACUAGAGUCUGGGGUACGACGAAAAGGUAAACUUUGUCUGAGAGAGAGUGCCAAGAUGGACAUCUCGUCAUGGAGAAUUCCAUCCACAUCUCUCGUUGUACAUUCCGACAUAUUUGGUCGGAAGGAAGACAAGGAGAACAUAAUCAAAAAGCUGUUAGAUGAUACCCGCGAUGGUGAAUCACCUCUGACUGUGAUCCCCAUUGUAGGUAUGGGUGGGAUAUGAAAAAUUACUUUGGCUCAACUGGUUUACAAUGAUGCCAAAGUUAUGGAAAAUUUUGGCACUAGAGCAUGGGUGUGUGUUGCUGAAAAUCCUAACCCUGUUAAUGUUACAAGGACAAUAAUAGGGGCAAUAGAUUCUCCCUCUUGUAACGUGGAUCAUUUUGAUUCACUUCAAACUGAUUUGAAAGAAAAGCUGACAGGAAAGAGAUUUUUAGUUGUUUUAGACGAUGUUUGGCAUGAUCGACGAGAUAUGUGGGAGGAUUUUCUAAAACCUUUUCACUAUGAGAAUACUGGAAGUAAGAUUCUCCUAACAACCCGUAGUGAAAAGGUUGCUUCUGUGUUUGCCGCUAACAAUCUACAUUAUCGACUUAGUUUAUUGUCGGAUGAAGAUUGUUGGUCGGUAUUUUUGAAGCAUUCAUCUAUUUCUACUAAUUCUAAUCAGUAUGCAACUCUAGAACCAAUUGGUAGAAUAAUUGUUGAAAAGUGUAAGGGGUUACCUUGGAGGUUUAUUGUGCAAUAAGCGUCUUGAAGGCCAUUGGAAGAAUAUACUCAAUA